CUGAAAUUUAUCAAGCUUGUCCCAUUAUCUUUGUCACCUUAACCAUAUGGCCAUUCCUCCGCCAUGGUUUCCCUGCUCCCACUUCCACAGCUCCACCGCCUCCACGUAUUACCUCCUCUCCUCCCACCAACCAUUCUGCCAGUCCAAUGGCAAAGCCAAUCCCUCUCACAUCCUCACAGUAAUAAUAAGAUAAUAUUCCACUUUACCAAAUACAUUUGGAAUAUUCUACCCACAAAAAAAAGAGAGAGAAAAAAUAAGCUUAUAGUAAUUACAUAUUUCAACAUUUAUAUCAGACUCCAAACCCACAUUCCAGGCAAACAGCUUGGAGAGCUAGCUAGCUAGCUUCCAUGGAUCCACAGAAAUGGAUCCUCUCUUUCACCCUCAUCUGCAUUCUCGGCGUCUCCGUCUUCAUGCUCUCCGCCAUGGAUUCUUCCUCAAUCCGUACUGAAAUCAUUGGGAAGCUGAACCGGGUUGUACCCGACGGUUUAGGCGGGUGGUCGGCGGCGUUGACCAGUCAACCUUCCGGCAAGAAGCUGAAGGGGAAGCUCCUCCCAGUGCAAGUCAACUUGACGGUCUGCCUCCCGACAUUCGGCCGACCCGGAAAACCCGUUUACUGCUGCCCGCCCCGAAACAUGCUGGACGACCCGAUCGUCGACUUCGAGUUCCCCGACCCGGCCACCACCCCGAUUCGGGUCCGCCGAUUCGCCCACCGCCUCGACGAAGAAUCCAUAGCGAAGUACGAGAAGGCGGUCUCCAUCAUGAGAUCUCUCCCUUACUCCGACCCGAGGAGCUUCACCCGGCAGGCGAAUCUCCACUGCCAGUACUGUACCGGGUCGUUUCUCCAGCAGCAUUCAACCCUCCCGGUUCGGGUCCACAAGACCUGGAUCUUCUUCCCCUGGCACCGGAUGCUGCUCUACUUCCACGAAAAGAUCCUCGGGAGCCUAAUCGGCGACGACACUUUCGCAAUUCCGUUCUGGCCUUGGGAUCUGCCCGACGGGAUGACGCUCCCGGCGUUUUACCUAAACGGGUCGCUCAUCAACCACCAGCGCGACCCGACCCAUUUCCCGCCCGCGGUUGCAGAUCUGGACUUCCAAUUGGCCCCCGGCGGGACCAGCCCGGAGGAGCAGACGGAUCUGAACCUGGCCCUGAUGUACAAUCAGAUGGUCUCCGGCGCCAAGACGGCGGAGCUGUUCAUGGGCUGCGCCUAUAAAACAGGGGAAGGCGGCGAUUGCUUCGGACCCGGGACCAUGGAGCGGGCCCCGCACAACACGAUUCACAAGUGGGUCGGGUCGGCUUUCCACACCGGGCGGGAGGAUAUGGGUGUUUUCUACUCCGCCGCGAGGGACCCGAGCUUCUACGCCCACCACUCCAACAUCGACCGGCUCUGGGAGGUCUGGCGGGCGACCCACCCGGAGGUCAACGACCCGGAGUUCCUCGACUCGUACAUGUACUUCCACGACGACACGAGCCGGUUGGUCCGGAUCCGGUUCAGGGACGUCAUGGACAUCGACAAGCUCCGGUACCGGUACGAGGGCGUCGAGAACACGUGGCUCGCCGCCCGCCCCAAGCCUUCCGUCUCUCCCCGGCUCGCCCGGAGAGAGAUAAGGAAGAGGGAGAAGGAACAAAACGUUCUUGAAUUCUUCGGGAGCCACUUCGGUCCAACCGGCCGGGUUCUCGGUUCAACCGUGACGGUCCGAGUGGUCCGACCGAGAGCGGUCCGGAGCAAGGCUCGCAGGGAGAAGGAGCAGUUGGAAGAGAUAUUGGUCGUGGAAGGGAUCGACGUGAAAGCAGACGAUUUCGUGAAGUUUGACGUGUACAUCAACGUCGUGAACGGCACGAUCAUGAGCCCGAAGUAUCGUGAAUUCGUCGGGACGUUCGUCGACAUCCCGUCGGGGUCGUCGGUGGGGAAGAAGACCACGUUGAAGCUCGGGAUAUCGGAGGCAUUGGAGGAUUUGGAAGCGGACCAGGAUAGGGCGAUUUGGGUGACGUUGUUGCCGAGGACUGAAAGUUGCAAUAAGGUAAUAGUUGAUGGGUUGAGCAUUCAGUAUAGUAGGAAAUGAAGGGACGUGGGUGCAUUUUAAUUAUCGUCACGUAGCAUUUAUCACUCAAUUUGAAUGGCGUCGUCGGACCAUGGUUAUUUGUUGGAGGGCACUGGGAUAUUUUUGCAUGAAUUAAUUAUAUGGGGUACCAUUUUGGUUGUGUGGGAAAAUUAUGGGACCAUGUUAGGGGGGUCGAUCGUUGUCAUAAUAGAAGUGAAAGGUCCGACGUUGGAUUACAUUUCAACAAAUGGACAAGUUGUUGAUAAUAAAUUUAUGUAUCAUAUUGAUGUUCUUUGAAAGCAACGUAUUGAGGAAAGAUUGUAAAUUUAGUAGUAGUGGUAUAGUACAAAAAACACAAAUAAGAACUCCACCCAUGUGUUAUUUACGGCUCAUUUAAAGUAUAAUCAUGUAAUGUUCUACCAAGUGCUAAAAUCGCGAAUGAAUGAACCUUUCGACUUCUUGAACCCAAACGUGUUGAUCGAGUGGUUUGGAUGAGUGAACCGGAGAUGUACACAUUCAUUACAGAUGUUGUGAUAAUUUGG
Molecule: messenger RNA, 2581 nt
Organism: Linum tenue
Lineage: Eukaryota; Viridiplantae; Streptophyta; Magnoliopsida; Malpighiales; Linaceae
Source: the annotation of a GenBank genome assembly